Coffea eugenioides is the source of this 1587-nucleotide messenger RNA. RefSeq lists its product as uncharacterized. The transcript is spliced from 4 exons. The record is from RefSeq and is a predicted model, not a curated record. The coding region runs from base 1 to 1587 and encodes 528 amino acids. Gene Ontology annotation, molecular function: zinc ion binding. Lineage: Eukaryota; Viridiplantae; Streptophyta; Magnoliopsida; Gentianales; Rubiaceae.
AUGAUCAAGACUCUUAAGGGAGAGCACCAUUGUGGCAGGGAUUACAGCAAUCGACAUGCCACUUCAACAUAUCUGAGUAAUAAAUUUCAAGCCAAAGUGAGGGAUGAUCCUGGGUCUACUGUUAAAAAUUCCAAUCCUGAUAGUCAUAUUUCAUUGCAAAUUGAUAGGCGAAAUGUUGAGGAAAGGGCUACAUUUCAGAGGAUAUAUUAUGGUUUAGGUGCUUUGAAAAAUGGUUUCUUAAAAGGAUGUAGACCUAUCAUAGGACUAGAUGGCUGCUUCCUCAAGAGUCCCUUUGGAAGUCAGCUGCUUACAGCCUUGGGUAGGGAUGCCAAUGAAAAUAUGUUCCCUAUUUCCUUGGCUGUUGUUGAGGUUGAGAAUUACGACAGUUGGAGUUGGUUUUUGCGGAAAUUAAUCAGCCAAAUUGGAAGAGGAAACAAAGGAAUGGCUUACACUUUCAUUUCGGAUAGGCAAAAAGGUCUUGUCCAUGCAAUUGAAGAAUUGUUUCCUGAAUCAGAGCACAGAUUCUGUUUGAAACAUAUGUUCGAGAACUUCAAACAAAGAUUCAAGAAUCAAGACCUUAGAGAUAUGUUUUGGGAAGUUGCUGCAGCAACAAGCAUGCCGGAGCAUGAAACUACCCUUUCAAAUCUUGAAAGGGCUGACCCACAAGAAGAUGACAAGCUAACAGCUGUGGGAUGGUUCAAACGGUUGCCUCCAAAAUUAUGGUCCAGAGCUCAUUUUAGUACAGCUUGUAGGAGUGACACUUGCGUUAACAACAUAAGUGAGUCAUGGAAUAAUUACAUUCUAAAAGCUAGAGGGGAGCCAAUAAUAACAAUGCUGGAGUGGAUUCAGAGGAGAUUAAUGCAAAGAUUGGUAACCAAACGAGAGGGCAUGGUGAAACAUGGUGGCACUUUAUGUCCAAACAUUUCUAAGAAGUUAGAGAAGCUUAAGAUAAAGGUAAGAAAUUGUGUUGCGGUUUAUGGAGGAAAUGGGAAUUUGGAAGUUGAUGGCUAUGGAAGGACAAAUGUUGUCAAUUUGGAGUUGAAAACUUGUACCUGUGGUCAUUUUCAGCUUAGUGGCAUUCCUUGCGUGCAUGCGGUUGCCUGCAUUCAGAGCAGAAAGUUGAAAUUUGAGGACUAUGUUGAUGCUUGUUACCAUAGGGAAGCAUAUUUACGGGCCUACAACUUCACAAUUGGUCUUGUUCCUUCGAGGCAGUUCUGGGUAGAUAGCAAAAUGCAAUAUAUGAACCCACCAUUGGUGAAAAAACAGCCUGGUAGGCCAAAAAAGCAGAGGAAGAAGGGUCCAGAAGAGCCUACAAAUCAGCAGAAAGCAAAUAGGAAAGGUCUUGCAGUUUACUGUCGGAGGUGUUUGAAAUCUGGACAUAACAUACGAACUUGCAAAUCAGCGAUCGACCCUCAGUCUAAACUUUAUAAAACACCUAAAGUUGGUCCAACAGUUUCAAAUGCAACAUCCGUAGCUUCUGCAACUCAGGCUAGCGUCUCAAGUACUACUGCUACUACACUUUCACAGUCCUUUGCCAUUAUAUUAUACUUCAGUUGUGCUCCAUCCAGCUUCCUGUCCCAUCAGUAA